CCUCUUACUGUAUUCGUGCCUUUGUGCACCAUUACGAAGCGACCCUGAUGGCCUCCUAACAUUUACACCUUUGAUACACACACACACACACACACACACACACAUACACAUACACACACUCUCCUCUCCACACAAACGAUGGGUCUUGCAGGUCUCGCCGUGGAGAUGCUCAGCGGUGCUUCCUGCAGAGCCAGGCCGAGGCUGGGCACCCUGUUCUCGGCCCCGAUCACCACAACAGUGCCGCUGAGGUUCCGAUCCACGUCCUCCAUGCAGGGAUUCUCGGAGAUGGCGAGGGAGAGAUCCAAGACCGUCACCUCGUUUUACAACCAGUCUGCCAUAGACGUGUCCGCGGAGAAGGCUUCAGUGCGGCUGACUUUAGCUACCCUGUUGUAUUCUGGGAAGUCUCCUGAUGGACACCAUGUUCUGAGCAGUGCCAAGUACCUUCAUAAGGAGCUUCCCGUAAGAAUCGCCCAUCGCAUAAAGGGCUUCCGCAGUCUGCCUUUCAUCAUCGGCUGCAACCCCACCAUCUUGCAAGUGCAUGAACUUUAUAUCAGAGCGUACCACAUGCUAAUCGACUUUCCCACGAUCAAGGACCAGGAGGUGGAGGCUCGGUUCUGUAAGCUGGUGCAGCAGCUGCUGGACGACCACAAAGACGUGGUGACCAUGCUGGCUCAGGGCUUCAGGGAGUGUCGCCGCCACAUUCAGGAUGAGAUGAUCCUCCGUAACUUCCUGGACACGACGCUGUGCUCCCGGCUGGGGAUCCGGAUGCUGGCGACGCACCACCUCGCUCUGCACGAAGACAACCCUGACUUCGUGGGGAUGAUCUGCAGACGUCUCUCUCCUAAAAAGAUUUUGGAGAAGUGGGUCGACUUCGCCAGGCGUCUGUGUGAGCAUCAGUACGGGAACUCUCCUCGGGUUCGGAUCAACGGACACGUCGCCGCUCGCUUCCCCUUCAUCCCUCUGCCGCUCGACUACAUCCUGCCAGAGCUGCUGAAGAACGCCAUGAGAGCGACGAUGGAGAGCCACCUGGACACGCCGUACAACGUCCCCGAUGUGGUCGUCACCAUCGCCAACAACGAUAUAGACUUUGUCAUCCGGAUCUCCGACCGUGGCGGCGGGAUUCCUCACAACAUCAUCGAGAAGGUGAUGGACUAUCACUUCAGCACGGCGGAGGAGAGCGCUCAGGACCCCCGACUCAGCAACAACCUGUUCAACAACAUCACCAACAGCGGGAACCAGUCCAACCCCAUGCACGGCUUUGGCUUCGGCCUGCCGACCUCCCGAGCGUACGCGGAGUACCUCGGCGGCUCCCUCUCCGUUCAGUCCAUGCAGGGCAUCGGCACAGACGUCUACCUGCGCCUGCGCCACAUCGACGGGAAAGGAGAAAGCUACAGAGUCUAAAUCCUGCAGGGAGCGGCGAGUCGGAACGGUCAGCUGGACGCCGGGACUUUAAACCCACAGAGAAAUCCUCCAUCUCUCGCGCCUUAGACUGAUUAUAAGCUAUGUUAGCUCUCAAGGUGAUCUCUGUCUCUCCUCCUCUUGCUGUUUCUGUGAAGGGAAGUCUUGAAUGUUUAGGGAAGAUACUGUGCAUGUGGAAGAAGGAAGAGCUUCAGUUUUACAGAAGUUCACUCUGAAGUUACUGAACACCUCACACACUCCAGAAAACCUGCAGAACAAUCUGUGCAACACACCCAGCUGCACACACACAUUAAAUCAACCACAUCCUGAUCAUCAGCAUUACUAUCCUAUUCUCCACCAUAAGCAUGCUCUCAAACCAUCAGCGGGAUUCUCUGAUUGAAGCUCAGAAAUAAACACACCUGAAGCUCAUUAACAGACUCUCAGUACUUUUAGAGUAUCUUCUACCUGAGUAUUUCAACUUAGUGCUACUCAAUACUCCACAACGUAAAGCUAAAGUUUGAACCUGUGGAGCAAGAGAGGCAAAAUCCUCCAAACUAGCAGAAAAUAAACAAGAAUAAGUACGUAAUGAUGUGAUAUAUUUAAUAAUACAUCACAUAUAGAGUACAUAUUACUUCAAUCCAGGUCUUUCACUUGUAGUGGAGUAUUCUGACACGAACAUAUGAGUACUUUUACUUCAGUAAUCUGAAUACUUUCCUUGUUUUGCAGUAUUUUUAGCAGUUUUCCUAUUCAUUGCCUUCAGUCGACUUCUCUUUUCGCUGCCUUUAAGGUCUCACUCAGCUUCACCCGUUUAAUAACGUUAUUCUUUUUUGCACAAUGAAUAUAUUUCAGCCCUUGCACGGAUCAUUUGAACACCUCUCAGAGUAACAGUAUACCGGAGAAGUAUUGUCUGUUUUCUGAUUCUUUUUAUUAUUUAGAAAGUGUUAUGCUAAGUUCUCUGUUCUGUAUGAAGUUACAUUUCACUGCUCUGUAACUCUGGACGUUCACAUUUUGCUGAGUUUGUUUUUAAGGUUCAUUAUCUUCAGAUCGCCACCGGAUCAUAUCAGGUUUUGUGUGAUUUUCGCCCCUUUUUCUUUCUUCUGCCUUUUUCUGAUAUUUUCUGUGUUAAUACUGCCUCCUCAUUUGGUGUUUUUUUUAUUUGUUUUUCAAGUCUUUUGUCGCAAUUUUUCGUACAAAUUGUGAAAGCGUGUUGUUACAGAUUUAUGAAAGAGCGAUGAAAGUAUUUGUGUAAAGAUUUCAAACAAAAAAAUAUCGUACUUUGACUCUAAACAUCUAAAAAAAGACGCUUAAAGGUUUUUAUUUUGAGGCGUUUUGUGUCCCUACAAGGAUUCAAUCCCUCACAGGUUGAAUCCUUGUCCCCCCCCCCCCCCCCCCCACAAAGACAGCAAUCUUUGUUUCAAACCAUUUCAGCAUAGAAAUGACAUCUUUGAGGUUCUUUUUUUUGCUCGUUACGUCAGUUAAUCAUCUUGUUCUUAAUCCAACUUGGCCAAAGAAGACGUAUCGCUGAUGGCCACAAACACCAUUUAUUUCAAACUCACUAAAUGUGUAAUCGUGGUCCAAAAAAUUCUUAGCAAAACCUGUCCUUUCCUUUUUUUCCAGUUGAGGUACGAGUCGAUUUAUUAAAGUACAGAACAUUUAAUUUAGCCCGAUAAAAAACCAAGCACUCCUCAUGUUUGUUGAACAUUCCCCAGCAGUCGUUAAGCACCUCUGGAUAGUCUGGGAGCAUCUGUUGUUACAUUUCAUUAAAGCUGUCUUUUAUUGGAACAGACAUCAGAAACAUUGAAUUGAUAGGACUGGAAAAUGUAUGAAUUGUUGAAAUCGGACGUGUUUUUUAGCAGCUUUUUUUGGGAUCCAAGAGACUUAAAGUAGUGACAUUCGGUUGUAUAGUACUCCAUUUUUAUUUUAAAGCUCUAUCUUAAAAGCUUCUCAUACGUUGUGUAAUUGACGUUGGGUUUGUGUCUUUAAAAACUAAACAUAAUAUAAAAUCUGAUUUAUUUCAUUUAAAUCUUACAAAUUAAAUACCUGGUUCACGUCAGAUUUGUGAGCCAGUUAAUUUAGGUGUAGAAUUCAACACAAAAUGAAUCUCUGUGCAGGAUCUUGUAUUUAUUUGGACAGUUCAUGGAGCCCGUGUAUCUGUUCCUGCAGAGUUUAUGAAUUCAUGUUUAUUGAUGAAGGUAUAUUAAAGUAUGUAGUUUGUGCAUGUAAAGCAAAGGGGGGAGUUAACCCCACAGUAUAUAAAGAUUAAAGGAGUGUGCCCCUUCUUUGAAUAACCAGGAAUGUUCUGCUUUUAUUUAGAAAUUCUGCUGGUGAACAAUGUAAAUGUUGGAUUGUAGCAUGAGAUGUCUGCCCUCUGCUGGCCUGAAAGAAAAGUGCAGGCAGACUGAAAAUAGUAUUUUGAGGGUGUGUGGGGGGGGGGGGGGGGGAUAUGAAGUGCAUCAUUUAGGGGUUAUUUUCAGGGGGUGUACGACAUGUCAUUUCUAUUUUCCAGGUUUCUGAUUUUGUAAUUUUUGCAGACAUGAGAACAUGAAAUGAUUUGGAUGUUUUCGAUUAAUUGUGUCGCCCUGGAGGGUUUGUCUCCUCGACUGACACCAGCUUCUGUUGUGUUCUGUAGACAUUAAAUUUUACUUGGUUUGAAAUUCAA
Messenger RNA from Eleginops maclovinus (Patagonian blennie), 4057 nucleotides. It is a transcript of the gene bckdk, whose product is annotated as branched chain ketoacid dehydrogenase kinase. Gene Ontology annotation, cellular component: mitochondrion. Gene Ontology annotation, biological process: protein phosphorylation; regulation of glucose metabolic process. The record is from RefSeq and is a predicted model, not a curated record. The transcript is spliced from 11 exons. Bases 139 to 1401 code for a protein of 420 amino acids. NCBI's taxonomy places the organism in Eukaryota, Metazoa, Chordata, Actinopteri, Perciformes, Eleginopidae. Gene Ontology annotation, molecular function: pyruvate dehydrogenase (acetyl-transferring) kinase activity.